GAAAUAACUUAUAAUUUACUGGUUUUAGAUAGACUAUGGAUAAGCUAUUUCUCACGAUUCAAAGGGCGUACUACACGCCCAUAAUUUACUUGCGUCGUGCGGCGCGUGCCACUCACACGAGUCCAUUAUGCAUUGCGCGUGUGCGAACGCCGCUCAUUUAGGUAGGUUUACAAUGCAACCGUGCUGAUUAAAUAAGCAGUCACACGACCGUACAAGCUUCCAUUACGCUAGGAUGGGUCUAGUAUGAUCCCUGGCAUAUUGUCCACAUCUUAACCGAAAGUGUCGUCCAAUUAGAAACAAAACACAUGAUACCAUGAUACCAGCAUGCGAUAGCCAGCCUUCCCAUAUAAAGGAAAUUAUCUCUUUGAAAUUUUAUUUUAAUUUGCACUAGGUUCGAUCAUUGUUCACGCGAAAAUCACUGGAAAUAAUGAACUAGGAAAGAGAGAGAGAAUAAGAUAUAUUAAAUCAUCAAGCCAAAUUAAGACUUUUUCAAGAUUAUUCAAUCUGUUAAAAGUAUUCCACAAAAGUUUAUUAAAAAGAUACUGCGGAGGCUUGGGAAAAGUGGAAAACCAAAAAGAGACGUCGAUGGUGACAAGAGAAAUGAGCGAAGAAAUGCCGGAGAAGCAGGAACAGACGUCACAUAAAGUCAUCGAGAAACGUCGAAGAGACAGGAUAAACAAUUGCCUUGCGGAACUGAGCCAAACUGUCCCCGCGGCAUUCGCAAAACAGUCUUCGGGAAAACUAGAAAAGGCUGAAAUUCUUGAGAUGACAGUCGAAUACUUAAGAGCAAUACAGUCUACCGAGAUUGGGACCAGAUUCGAAAAUGGUGAUUGGUAUAGUUCAGACGUGUGGACGGAUUUCAUGCAUCACUACCAAACUGGAUACAGUGAUUGCAUGCGGCAAAUCAUUAACUACAUGUCUGAUGUUGAAGGUAUCGAUGUUAACAAUACACGAUGCGUGCGCAUCGUCAGUUACCUACGGACCCGUUUCCGACCAGAUGCGUCGGUUAGUGGCGGUAAUAUGUAUCGCAACAAAAAAGGCAGUCCAGUAACAAGCACACCGGCUCUAUCCACCACCCAAACAGUAACUGACCAUCCCUCUAGUGUCACAAGCACCGUUAGUCUUCUACAUAAUGAGUCACAUGUGCCACCGCCCACUGGGAGGCUUCCGUAUGCCGGAACCACUGUUGCGACUUCUCGUCAACCAAUAAGAUUUUCACCUUACUCCGUAUCACGUGCGCAAUCUCAGACAGUGGCGCCACAUAUCGUCGUUCCAAGGAUGUCACAACCCCACACCAAACUCCCCCAGCUACUACCUGAGAUAGUGUCACCCAUAACCCCCGGUGGAUAUGGUUUAGGGACAACGCCAUUAGGGGGACCCCACCCUUUAAUGAAACCAGGCUUAUUCCCAGACAGUCUUUCAAAUUAUGAACAUGGAUCAUCUAGACUUCCGAGUGGAAAUACAAAGGAAAUGCACAUUUCUGCAUUCAGCAGACCUUUGGGCAUGCAUCGGUAGCACCCUUGGUCCAAGGGUAUUCCAAUUCUUUCCAUAACUGCUAAGCAGUAAAGCCACCCGAUCUUGAAGGAUGAUCGGUUCCAACAUUAGGGAGUUUAAGCUUGCAAUGUUUUUCACAACCUAAACGCGAACGGAAAAUUUUGAAGCA
Molecule: messenger RNA, 1663 nt
Organism: Owenia fusiformis
Lineage: Eukaryota; Metazoa; Annelida; Polychaeta; Sabellida; Oweniidae
Source: the annotation of a GenBank genome assembly